CCUAAACUCACCCAAUUCCCUGACGCUGCUGCGUCCACCCUCAUCCGUGAACUAUAUAUACCGCGUCCACCUUCACUUCACUUUAGACCUCCACUGCCUCUGUCUCUCUCCCUCUACUAAACACCACCAACUGGCUAGGCCAAUACAAUCGACCACCCAGAGCCACCGUGAAGUAAUUAAGUAAUUUGCUAUGGACCUGGACGGCCUAGACGAACCGAGCAAGGUACGAAAACCACCCAGCAGAUUCGCGCCAACUUCAAAGAAACCUCAACCAAAAUCAAAACCUAAACCUAAACCCGAACCUCAGGAAUCAGUACCGGUGGCACCAAAACCCGACCCUUCAGUUUCUAACACAGCCGAAGAUGCUAAACCUAAAAUUGAUGAUACGCUUUCGAAGACGGAAACGGGGGUUUCCAAUGGUAAUGUGAAGAUGGAAAUUGAUGCUAAAGAAGAGAGAGGAGCGGCUGUAAAGGAAAAUGAUCCAAUGGAUGUUGAUAAAGAAGAGGAUGAGGAUGAUGUGGUUGUUCGCGAAAUUGAUGUUUACUACACUCCGUCCGUCGACCCCAACACUCAGUUAUAUGUAAUGCAAUAUCCAUUGAGGCCGUGUUGGAGACCGUAUGAAUUGGAUGAAAGAUGUAAAGAGGUUAGAGUGAAACCUAAAAGCACCGAAGUGGAGGUUGAUUUGUCUAUUGAUGAUACUAAAAACUAUGACCCUGAUAUUGCUAGCAGAUUGAAUAUGAAAAAGCAGACUUUGUCGUCCUCAUGGUCGCCGCCUCCUGCUACUGGGUAUGCUGUCGGGGUUCUUAUAGGUAAUAAGUUACACCUGAAUCCUAUUCAUGCAGUGGUGCAGCUUCGGCCAUCAAUGGACUAUCUAAGUUCUGGUAAUUCUAAAGGGAAAAAAAAUGCCACAAGUGGAGAAGAUUCCAAUGAGGGGAAACCCUUGGGUCUACCAAAGAAGCAGAGCAAGCAGAUGAGUUCAGGAAAUGAGCAAAAGCCAGAUGUUGAGGAGUCUUGGAUUCCUCUGAAGUACCAUGGCUCAAAAAGUGAUUUAUCUUCCAGAUAUCUACAGAACAUGGUGGCACCAGAAAGUUCUACCAUUGAGUUUGCAAUGAGCCCGUAUGACUACAUGAGCUCCUUGUGUCCUGGGAUAUCAAACAACAAUAUUAAACUCAAUGGUCCUUCAAGAAGGGUUUUGCUUUCACUGCCUCUGGAAGAACGAAUUAAGAGGCUGUUUUUGGAGGGACCUCCAAUUCAUCGGUUUGCUGCUCUUAGGCAUCUUAUUCCAAAUGACUCCAUUGAAGAUCUCUUAAUAGUUCUUCAGGAGUAUGGGCAAUUAGUGCAAGGACUAUGGGUGCCAAAAACGAGUUUACUGUUUCCCAACCCAAAGCCAACUGAAAAGGUUAAACUUGCAGCUAGAGAUUACAUACUUCUUUUAUUUAGCAAGAGUUUGGUGGUCACCCCUUCAGAACUUAAUGUCCCAAUGAAGCCUCUGAUUCUGAAGAGCUUCCUGAAUAUAUUUGCUGUUGAAAGGCCUUCCUUUAAGGAUUGGAAGUUCAAAGAAAAUGUGGAUACAUUGUUUGUAGAACUGUACCCAGACAUUGUUAGAAAGCAAGAACAAGCUUGGGAAGUCAUGGGAAAAAACAUUUCUGCUGCUUUUGAUCGAGCUGGAAAAAGUGUGUCCAAGAAUGUGAUAACAAAGCCGAAGAAAACCAUGACAGAUGAAACUCGAGAAGCUCUGCGGAAGGCCUUGCCAAAAGUUCUCCAAACUCACAAGGUUUGCAGUUUUCAAAUGAUUUGCCAAGGUUUGCGACAGUUGGCCAUCUCUCAGUCUACUCUUCCAAAGGCAGAUCCUAGAAUUGCAGUAGCUGCAGCCUCUGGUGCUGAAGCUCCUCCAGAGGAACUUCAAGAAGUCAUAAGUGAAGUCGCAACUAAUAUUCAUGGCUUUUAUGUUUUGAAGUCUUCACCAGAACACCCAGAUUUUGAUCCAUUGAGAAAAGUUGUAAUUGGGCUUUUUCUGGCAAGAGGACCAAAUGCGAACAUUAAGAAGUCAGAGGUCCAAGCAGCAGCCAGGCUUGAGCUUAAGAGGGAGCCUUCAAACAGUGAAUAUAUUAAGGUCAUGACUGAUUUAUGCGAAUCCAAAGGUUCUGCGUGGGUAUUGAAGAGUGGUGAUGGAAAACCAUCAUGAUUUGGUUGAAGGUCUUGCGUUUUUGCAAGUGCCUUUUGUUUCAUUUGCCGUUUGUGGAGGUGCUUGUCAUGUUAUGGCGCAAUGGCGAUUAAGCUAGCUGUACAUUCUGACUGCAGUCCUUGGGGAGCAAUAAAACCAAUUGUGGUAUAGAGCUGAUUGUUCCAAGAACGUUCUUAAAAGUGGAUCAAUGGUCAUAACUGCUCUGAUGCUUCCUCACGGUUGUGGCUCGGUACAUAAUUAGGUGUUAGUAAAAUCAAAGUUUGACUGGAUUUCAAUUCUUUGGUUUCUUUCUAUCUAAUUUCUUCUUGUGAGAAUUACUAUUGAGAUAUGACCGUUACAAGACUUGGAAAAUUAGACUUGAAAAAAAAUCAUGUUGUCAAGGAGGUGAGCGCUAGAAGUCUGCAUGGUCGUGCUUGACCUAUUUGAAUCGGGGUUGGCAACCAAGCUUCUCAGGAGGAUAGAUGGGGGCAAUUCAGGUGAGUGUACUGAGCAAAACUCCAGUGGCGAACCGCUGUGCAUGGUAAGAAUGUUCUAAGAUUGAAAUUGACUAGAAAAACAUUAUUUGUGUCAAUCAAGCAAAUGAUGCAAUGAAGAGGAAUUUGUUCAAGGAAUAGAAGAGAGUUUGUAAUCUGUCUAA
Molecule: messenger RNA, 2822 nt
Organism: Populus nigra (black poplar)
Lineage: Eukaryota; Viridiplantae; Streptophyta; Magnoliopsida; Malpighiales; Salicaceae
Exons: 14
Coding region: 191-2185 (664 amino acids)
Biological process (GO): DNA-templated transcription
Cellular component (GO): RNA polymerase III complex; nucleus
Source: RefSeq, a predicted model, not a curated record